AUGGAAUAUGUCGCAUCACAAUUUGGUUAUUUUAUUAGUACUUAUCCUCUGCUAACAAUUGGUUCAACAUUGAUGCUUUCUUUUUCAAUCAUUACUGCAUUUAUAUUUAAUCCAAUUAUUAUCGAAACGGAUAUACGGCAUGGUUUUGUAAAUCGAAAUAGUCGUUCGGUUUUAGAAUUUCAACGUUUUGCGGAAUUUAACAAUGCUUCAUGGAAGGAUAUGGAAAUGAUGGCUGUAUUGAUUCAACCAAAAUAUCUAAAUGAAACAGUUCUUCAAAUUACGCCUCAAUUAUGUGAUGAAGUAAAUAUAAUCUCUCGUUGA
Molecule: messenger RNA, 321 nt
Organism: Loa loa (African eye worm)
Lineage: Eukaryota; Metazoa; Nematoda; Chromadorea; Rhabditida; Onchocercidae
Exons: 2
Coding region: 1-321 (106 amino acids)
Source: RefSeq, a predicted model, not a curated record